AUGUUACCAACAAUCAUAGAGACAAGAAUUUAUAACAUCUAUCAAUUCAUUUACUUUGUUAAACAUUCCAAAAUAAGCAGGGGUGACAACGGUGGUACAAGCGACUCAGCGCAUCACAUCCCCUACAAUGUCUCCAUCUGUAUGCCCCGUCAAACCAACUUCACCGGCUAUCGUAACCACUUCCGCAUGCCCAGCCCCCAGUCUGGAGGUGUGGGCAACUCCGUAUUCGUUCGACAGUGGCAUGUCCGGAUGAAAUUGGAGGAAGCGAGGAAGGAUUUGAGCUCUGUGGAUCGAAACAAGGCCCCAUGGAUUAUCGCCGUCGCAGCCGGUCACCGUCCCUGGUACAUCAGCGCCAAGAACGAGAGCGGCACAGUCUGCGAAGACUGUCGUAAGGUUUUUGAGCCGAUCUUUCUCAAGCAUGGCGUUGACCUCGUGCUCUCUGGUCGCACGCACUUAUACGAGCGAAAUGCACCAAUCAGGACUUUUAAUGCUGACCCUAACGGCUUGAACAACCCCAGCGCCCCAUGCAAGUUGACUUCCCACAACCGCACGCACCUAACCCAUGAGUUUAUCAGCAGUUCCAACGGGACUGUGCUUGAUGCUGCUACUCUUUUCAAGAGCCGGGACUGCAGUGGGAAUCAUUGA
This is a messenger RNA of Aspergillus oryzae RIB40, 645 nucleotides long. RefSeq lists its product as uncharacterized. Gene Ontology annotation, molecular function: acid phosphatase activity. NCBI's taxonomy places the organism in Eukaryota, Fungi, Ascomycota, Eurotiomycetes, Eurotiales, Aspergillaceae. The transcript has 7 exons. The record is from RefSeq and is a predicted model, not a curated record. Bases 1 to 645 code for a protein of 214 amino acids.